AUGACAAUUAUUAUGGCGGUUUUCGGCACUUGUGUUAUGCUGUCCAGUACAAAAAAAUCAACAAUAACUAACAUAAUGAAAUAAGUUCACCAUUAUGUACCUAAGAACUGUAUUAUAUUAUCUUAAAAAUGUCUAAUGUCCCAUUUGAUAUGUUGCUACAUCCUGAACUAUUAACGAAUGAGCAACUUACUACCAUAAUACAACAGCGACAUUUGCGAGUACCUAAUAUGGAUUCCAUGACUAGGGAUGACAUAUUAGAAUUAUUUCAUCAUUAUUGUGUCCCUUACGGCCAAAGGAAACAUCGCGAUUCCGGCCGAGGGAAGGCAUUAAGUAGAGGUCGGCAUGUAAGCCCCGAGCCGCCAGUUAAAGUGGGCCUGGCUAGCGAUAAUAAAAACAACAACAAUGUUUCACAUAUGCUUAGUAAGAGAUUAAAGCCGCCUGAUUUGUUGUCGGGGCACAUGAAAAGGAUUAAACUCGAUAAUAAAAAAAUAAACAAUGAAUCUGACACUUUCAAAAGGAAAAUUUCAGUGGAUUCAACUCUGGUUUGUGAAGCACCACCACAUAAAAAAGAGAAAAAGCUUAUAACUUGGCCGUAGGUCAUCAGCAUAGUUUUUGUCCUUAUAAAUAAGACAAAUGGUUGAAACUGAUAAAAAAAUUGAAAAAGCACAAUAAAAUUGUGUGAAGAACUCAAAUCUACCUUGAAAUUGUGUUUUGUGGCAGAAUUUGUUUGUGUGUACACCAACUGGGUGUCAGUGGUAAUGAACAUGUCACACAGUCUAGCUCAUUGUAACACUUAUUGUUUAAACAUUCAAUAAACCUCAAUUUGUUACAAAAUAAUGCAUAAGUCAGCAUUUACUUAGUAUAUGUAAUGAAUAAAGUACACUUGUUAAAUACAUGUUUUAACACUUUGAAUGCUGGUGAAGGAUAUUAUGUACGUCAAAGUGGUUAUAUGUAUCACCAUAAAUAUGUAUCAACACUAAUUUCGGUAUAAGUAAUUUAUCAUGUACUUGCUGUCGCCUGCGACUCUGCCUAUAUGUUCUUCCAGACUUUCUUCUAUAUGUGAGCCAAAUUUCAUAAAAAUCGGUU
This is a messenger RNA of Papilio xuthus (Asian swallowtail), 1086 nucleotides long. RefSeq lists its product as uncharacterized. Gene Ontology annotation, biological process: embryonic morphogenesis. The record is from RefSeq and is a predicted model, not a curated record. Lineage: Eukaryota; Metazoa; Arthropoda; Insecta; Lepidoptera; Papilionidae. Bases 129 to 596 code for a protein of 155 amino acids. Gene Ontology annotation, cellular component: tRNA-splicing ligase complex. The transcript is spliced from 3 exons.